Stylophora pistillata is the source of this 1427-nucleotide messenger RNA. RefSeq lists its product as uncharacterized. The record is from RefSeq and is a predicted model, not a curated record. Lineage: Eukaryota; Metazoa; Cnidaria; Anthozoa; Scleractinia; Pocilloporidae.
UAUUUUAACCUAGACAAGCACGGUGACAGCAACUUCACCAAUCAAAAGAAACAGUCCCUUUUCCUGGCAAGAUGCACGUCGCAACUGUAUUGAUUUUCUUGUCUUUGUGUUCAAGUUUGGCACUACCAGUGCCGGUGGAUAGAAGUGUCCAAGCAAGAGACGAGCGAGAGAUUUCCAUCGAUGAGCUGGAAUCACAGCUGGAGGAAAUUGAAAAUCAUAUCAAUGCAGUGCGGACAAAAGUGAAGGAGGAAGCUCAAAAUGAAAAGGUCGAUGCUAUCAAAGAGGCUUCUCCUACGCCAUCCAACGAGAGGACCUCUGAAAGGAAAACUGAAGCAGAAGAGGCUUCGAAAACGUCAGCAUCACCGACAACAAUACCGACAGCAAGGGAACGUGAACCAGAAACCAAAACGCCAACGCCAUUGAUAACAAAAUUUGAAGCUGAGACUGUGAAACCUUCCAGGCCGUUGAAGACUGAGGAAGAAGUGAAGCAUUCAAAUAAAGAAGUUACGGUAAUUUCUGUCAACAAGAUUUCCAACGAGGGGAAAAAAGUUGCUCCUGUCGGCGAAGAAGAAGAGCUCGAGGAAGAAAAUGACAAGAAGAAAGAAAAAUUUGAAGAUACCAAGAAAAUUGAAGUCAAAGCGGUGACAAACGAUAAGAUGGAGGAGGAAGAGGCGGCUCUUGAGGGAGAAGACAGAAAAACGCCGGGGAAAGAUUUUGUGGUGAAGAAGAUAACAGAAAAAACAAAAAAGUUAAGCGGCAAAUCAAUGGCAAAUGAUGAAGUGGACGAAGAAGAGGCAGAUCUUGAAAGUGAAAGACAGACCGGAGGCUCGAUUACGGUAGAAAAAGUCAGCACGGAAAAAAACUCAGCAAAACUUUCCACCAAGGUCGAAAAAGCCACGAUCGAGGUUGAAAAGAUAUCGUCAAGUUCCACGCCAUCUAAAAAUACACAAAAGGCUACGGUCGUCAAAGUGGAACGUGUCCCAUCAAGAGGAGCAGUCGAGGCUAAACGAAGUCCAGUCGAGCAAGAAGAUGAGGAAGAUGAAGACUUGAAAGAGGACAAGGUACAAACGUUGACAGAUGGUGAAAAAGAAAUAACGAUAAAAGUGGAAAAACUCUCUGCAAAAGAAUCACCAAGCGAGAAAAAAACAACCAUAAUGGUGCAAAAGACUGGAUCCCUAACCGAUCAAACAAAGUCAGAGGUUAGUGUAAAGAAGGUGGCUGAGAAGCCUUUUGUUAAAUCAAUGGUCAGAGAUGAACCCCAUAAAGGAAAGAUCACAGAGAGUGCGGUGAAAAAGUCUGAGAUUCCCGUGGUAAAGGAAGAGACACUUGAAGAAACAGAAGAGGAAGAUUUAAACAGCAGCGAGAACAAAGAAAAACACGCCGCUGUAAUGGACGAGAGAUGAUCUAAUGAUGAAUCUCAGAAGACU